AUGGAUGAUCUGCUAGGUCUUUCCUGGGAACAAAAGACUACGGGAAGCGCAGGGACGACCGCAACAGGCAUUAAGUCCAGUAAGCCGCCUCCUCCACCGCCAACCUCUAAGCCUAUCCACCUCCAGAUGGGUCUCAGUAAAUCCGGCCUUGUCCCAACUCCAGCUCCCUUGAGCGCCCAACCAUACCGCAACAAUAACACUAUGGGAUCCUCUUUUAAUUCCUCUUCCUCCUCAAUGGCUUCCUCGUCGUCCUCAGUUGCCCCGAAAAAGAAUGCAGACGAUAUCUUUGGAUCGCUGAUGCCAUCCUUUGGUCAGAAUGCUGCUUCAGACGUCUCCAAGAACCUGAAUUCUAUGACAUUGGAGGAGCGUCGACGGCAUGAUCAGCAACAGAGCUCUCUAAGCAGCUCCCCAAGUUUUGCCAGUCCCACUCCAGCGCACCCGACACUGUCCUCGUCAUCGCUAUUUUCACAGGCUUCGCGCUCAACAUUUACACCGCCCAUCAAUGGCGCGUCUACCGCAUCACGAGGGCGUGGUCCCGAAAACAUCGCAGGGUUGUCGAGGACGACCGCUACACCGUCACCUCAGCCCGCGAUGGCCUUUGCAUCGCCAAUUCCAAAGCUCCAACAGCCGCAGCCAUUUUCGCAGCAGCAGACCAUGUCGAGCAAUCCUUCGCGAAAUCAAAGUCCUGCAGGAUUGACGGCUUCUCCAGGCGCCCUUGGUCGAUCGCUCUCACCUGCUAUGAUACCCCUUCAACCAGAAAGAUCCAACAGUGCUUCGCCCUCAACCGCGACUUCAACUUCGACACCGAAAGACCCCUUCGGUGCUCUUCUAGGCGACCAGAUUUCAAGGAGCAACCCUUCGCUGAAGAAUCAAUCACUGAAUGCGAUUCGCUAUAAUACCCCUCCUCCGGGUCAUUCAAGUUCAACCCCCAAGGCAGCUGACCCGUGGGACCUUGAUUUCCUGGCGAACGCAGCUGUGUUCAAGAGCAGCCAGCCUGCAUCCACUACAGCGAGCGACGUAUUCGAUCUCGGAUCAUUCGAAAAGGCACCCCCCGAGAAACCAGUACGUCAGCGGGAUUCUGCUGAUGCUUUGAACUUGUUUGUCGGGAAACAACCACCACCUAUCACAGCGCCCUCACCUAAGUCCAGUCCACCAGUCUCGAGGAAAGAGCCUUCAGCCAAAUCAGUUCGUUCUUCACCAGCGACAUCGACAGCGUCGACUAGAGAGGAUGGCGACAUUGCACAGAUCGUCGCGAUGGGUUUCACAGCUGAGCAGGCUAAGGUUGCGCUUGAAAUGACCGAUAGUGGUCGCGACAUCGAGGCGGCAAUUGAGUACCUGGUUCAGAAUGACGAGGCCGAAGGUCAGUUGCCCCCAAGAAGACACACGCCUGCCUCUGGCGAGAGAAGGAAGGUAGAACGGCAACCUUACCGUGAAGAUAGCGACCCCCCAUUGGAGGAUCGCAGAAGGCGAAAUCAAGGACGUGGAAACCAGGGCCAGUCACAACAGGAGCUGACAACGGCGCAGCAGUUGCAACAGCACAGGGAUAAGUUGAUGGGCACCGCCUCUGUUUUUGGAAUGUCGGUCUUGUCCAAGGCGAAUGAGAUAUACAAACAGGGUCGCGAAAAAGUGCAAGCGGUGAUGGAAGACAUGACAGUUGAGGAAUCUCGGUCAACGACUGCGCGUCGGCAUGAGUGGAUCGAGGAUGAGUAUAAGCCAGGAAGCGGAUACAAGGACUCGGAUUCAGAGGAUGAGGUUUACACAGGACGGCGCGAGCAACAGCGGGAACAAGAGCAGCGCCAGCAGCAACAGAGACGUCGGCAGCAGCAACAGCAGCAGCAUGAUCAACGACAACAGCCAUCAUCGCGGCCACGCCAGGAACGAGAGACAUUCGAGGAUACAUAUGUGUCAUCCUCACGGAGGGGUGGUGCUUCUGUAUCCCGGAAUCAAAAUUCGCUGUUCUCCAUGGACGAUACCCAGGGCGCUUCAAAGUCCAAACUAUCCGCAUCAGCUCCGUCCUCUCGACCUGCUGCUCGGUCACCAUCGCCACUCCCGCCCAAGCCAACUCGGCCGCCCCGUGUCCUUGUCCAAGCUGGCAGUCAACAGCUGACAGAGUCAAACCAUUUCAAGGAAAAAGGAAACGAGGUCUUCAAGCUGGGUCAGUUUGGGCACGCGGCCGAGUUUUACGCACGCGCCAGUCAGGCUCUGCCGUCUGGCCACGUUCUCUUGAUUGUCACACGGAAUAACCGCGCGGCCGCUUUGCUCAAGAUCGGAGAGUACAGAGAGACAGUAACGGAGUGUGAACAAUCAAUUCUGCUGAUCCAAGGCCCCGAUGGCCAGGGUGUCAAUGAUGUCCUCCCAGCGAGCGCGGGUGUGAAUUUGAAGGAUCAACUGGGGAAGGCACUGAUGCGCCGCGCGACUGCGUACGAGAACCUGGAAAAGUACAAGGAAGCCAAGGACGACUGGGCAAAGCUGCGGGAACUGGAGCCAGGUCAUCGUAAUGCUACUGAGGGCCAUCGUCGCUGCGAGAAGGCGAUUGCUAUGAUGAACAAUGGUGACGAUAUACCCACAGUGGCAAAAAAAUCUGUCUCGACCAGUGCUGCUGCUCGAUCGAAUGGCCUUGGCUCGACUUCCUCGCCCAUGCAGGAUAUUUUUGCGUCCCAUCAUCAAUCGAAUAACGAGACCAAGAUCAAGGCGGAUUUGAACCGCUCUGAGGGUGUGUCGAAACUGCGGCAGACUGCAGCACAGCAAGAGCGAGAGGAGGACGAGAAACUUCGGCUGACAGAUCAUGUCGACAUGAAGAUGGCGAUGUGGAAGUCGGGCAAGGAAGACAAUAUUCGAGCAUUGCUGGCGUCCUUGGGGUCGGUGCUUUGGGAGGGAGCGGCCUGGAAGCCCGUAGGAAUGCAUGAGUUGGUGACGCCGGCGCAGGUGAAGGUCAAGUAUAUGAGGGCGAUCGCAAAAAUGCAUCCUGACAAGCUGAAUGCCUCGACGACGGUAGAGCAAAGGAUGAUGGCCAACACAAUCUUUAGCACGCUCAACGCUGCCUGGGACGCCUUUAAGGUUCAAAAUAACAUGUAA
This is a messenger RNA of Gamsiella multidivaricata, 3075 nucleotides long. RefSeq lists its product as uncharacterized. Gene Ontology annotation, biological process: clathrin-dependent endocytosis; clathrin coat disassembly. The coding region runs from base 1 to 3075 and encodes 1024 amino acids. Gene Ontology annotation, cellular component: cytoplasm; vesicle; intracellular membrane-bounded organelle. The transcript has 4 exons. Gene Ontology annotation, molecular function: clathrin binding. The record is from RefSeq and is a predicted model, not a curated record. Lineage: Eukaryota; Fungi; Mortierellomycota; Mortierellomycetes; Mortierellales; Mortierellaceae.